Dinoponera quadriceps is the source of this 3478-nucleotide messenger RNA. It is a transcript of the gene Karybeta3, whose product is annotated as importin-5. Gene Ontology annotation, cellular component: nucleus; cytoplasm. The record is from RefSeq and is a predicted model, not a curated record. Gene Ontology annotation, biological process: protein import into nucleus. The transcript is spliced from 14 exons. Gene Ontology annotation, molecular function: nuclear import signal receptor activity. NCBI's taxonomy places the organism in Eukaryota, Metazoa, Arthropoda, Insecta, Hymenoptera, Formicidae. Bases 16 to 3306 code for a protein of 1096 amino acids.
GAUUAAAUAAGUCUGAUGCCGUACGAUAAAUUUAGUCUUGGAUCUGGUGAUUCUGGCAUUCCACGCGUAUACGCGUUACGUGUGAUUUUUCAUAUCGAGACGUAUAAUAAUCUUCCGUUGGAGAGCAAGGUGACAUAUCUCUUAAGUACUGUUUGCAAUGGCACACUCGUGGACGAAAUGCGGUCUAUGGCCGCUGUACUGCUGCGCCGACUGUUUGCCUCAGAAUUCAUGGAUUUCUUCCCUAAGAUCCCAUCAGAGGCGCAAGCACAGCUGAAAGAGCAGAUUUUGUUGUCGGUCCAAAAUGAACAGAAAGAAACCAUACGUCGCAAAGUCUGCGAGGUUGCAGCCGAGGUUGCCAGGAAUCUGAUAGACGAAGAGGGCAAUAACCAAUGGCCGGAGUUUCUUCAGUUCUUAUUUCAAUGUGCAAACAGUCCAUCGCCCGAAUUAAAGGAAAGCGCACUCCGUAUGUUCACAUCCGUCCCAGGAGUAUUUGGAAAUCAGCAAGCAAAUUAUCUCGACCUUAUAAAACAAAUGUUGCAACAAGCUGUUCUAGAUAUGACAAAUUAUGAGGUCCGAUUUCAAGCAGUACGAGCAAUUGGAGCAUUUAUAAUAUUACAUGACAAGGAAGAUAAUAUACACAAACAUUUCUCAGAACUAGUUCCUGCACUCGUACAAGUAACAACUCAAUCUAUAGAAAAACAAGAGGACGAUGCUCUUUUAAAAGUGUUAAUAGACCUCGCUGAAGCCACGCCAAAAUUUCUCAGGGGGCAAUUAGAUCAUAUAAUGCAAUUAUGUAUGAACGUAGUUGCUAACGAAGAGAUGUCCGACUCGUGGAGACAAUUGGCAUUGGAAGUUAUGGUAUCAAUGUCAGAAAACGCUCCUGCAAUGGUACGCAAAGCUGGUGCGAAAUACAUAGUAAAUCUGGUGCCGUUGGUACUGAAAAUGAUGACUGACUUGGAAGACGAUGAAAAGUGGAGUUUCUCCGAUGAAAUUAUCGAAGACGACAGUGACAGCAACAAUGUAGUUGCUGAAAGCGCUCUCGACAGAUUGGCCUGCGGUCUCGGUGGUAAAACGAUGCUACCGCUAAUUGUGCAGAAUAUCCCUACAAUGUUAAGUAACAGCGACUGGAAGUACAGACAUGCAGCACUCAUGGCUAUUUCAGCUAUUGGUGAAGGAUGCCAUAAACAAAUGGAAAGUCUUUUACCACAAAUCAUGGAGGGUGUCAUACAAUAUCUGCAGGAUCCCCACCCCCGUGUAAGAUACGCCGCCUGCAACGCAGUAGGACAGAUGUCCACAGAUUUUUCGCCUACAUUUGAAAAGAAAUUCCACGACAAGGUUAUUCCCGGCUUAUUGAUGGUGUUGGACGACAACGCGAAUCCUCGAGUUCAAGCGCACGCCGGUGCCGCUCUGGUGAACUUCAGUGAGGAUUGUCCGAAAAAUAUCCUAACGCCGUAUCUCGAUGCCAUAAUGGCUAAACUCGGAUCUAUACUAACCAAUAAAUUCCACGAAUUAGUUCAAAAGGGAAACAAACUUGUGCUUGAACAGGUUGUCACAACGAUCGCUUCUGUUGCUGAUACUUGCGAAGAACAGUUUGUAACCUAUUAUGACAGACUGAUGCCUUGUUUGAAAUACAUCAUUCAAAAUGCGAACCAACCUGAACACAAAAUGCUACGUGGCAAGACUAUCGAAUGUGUUAGUUUGAUAGGUCUUGCUGUUGGCUCAGAAAAGUUUAUUUCAGAUGCCAGCGAAGUCAUGGAUAUGUUACUCAAGACACACACAGAAGGUAAUCUACCGGACGAUGAUCCACAAACCAGUUAUCUCAUAUCCGCUUGGGCUCGAAUUUGCAAAAUACUUGGGAAGCAAUUCGAACAAUAUUUGCCAUUAGUAAUGGGGCCGGUUUUACGAACGGCUGCCAUGAAACCUGAGGUAGCAUUGUUGGACAACGAAGAUUUGGAAACUAUCGAAGGUGACGUCGACUGGCAGUUCGUCUCAUUAGGGGAGCAACAAAACUUUGGAAUUAAAACUGCCGGCUUGGAGGACAAGGCUUCCGCAUGUGAAAUGUUGGUUUGUUACGCGCGCGAACUGAAGGAAGGUUUCGCUGGUUAUGCCGAAGAGGUGGUACGAUUGAUGGUGCCGAUGUUAAAGUUUUACUUCCACGACGGUGUCAGGACUGCAGCUGCCGCAAGUCUACCGUAUCUUCUCGACUGUGCUAAAAUAAAAGGCUCGCAAUACGUAGAAGGCAUGUGGGCGUACAUUUGCCCGGAUCUUUUGAAAGCCAUCGAUACAGAACCAGAGUCCGAUGUGUUGAUGGAACUGCUGUACUCUUUCGCAAAAUGUAUCGAGACACUAGGUGCAGGUUGCUUGAGUGCCCCACAUAUGACUGAACUCCUACGGAUUUUAGAUAAAUUACUUAACGAACAUUUCGAAAAGGCAGUCGCUAGGCUGGAGAAACGAAAGGAUGAGGAUUAUGAUGAGGUCGUUGAGGAACAGCUCGUUGACGAAGACAAUGAGGAUGUAUAUACCCUCAGCAAAAUCGCUGAUAUUUUACACGCCCUGUUCUCGACCUACAAGUCCUCAUUCUUCCCAUACUUCGAUCAAAUAUGUGGACACUUCGUUAAGUUACUGAUUCCCGAGAGAUCGUGGUCAGAUCACCAAUGGGCCUUGUGUGUAUUUGACGAUGUAAUAGAAUUCGGAGGACCUGAGUGCGCGAAAUAUCAAGAAUUCUUCUUGCAACCUAUGAUCCAAUACGUUUCUGACAAGUCUUCCGAGGUUCGACAGGCAGCUGCUUAUGGUUGUGGAGUUUUAGGCCAAUUUGGCGGAGAAAGCUUCGCUCAGGCGUGCGCGGAAGCUUUGCCGAAGUUGAUAGAGGUUAUUAACGAUCCAGAGUCUAGGUCGUCAGAGAAUGUAAACCCUACAGAAAACGCUAUCUCGGCGGUAACUAAAAUUCUUAAAUAUAAUAACAAGGCGAUCAAUGUCGAUGAAAUUCUUCCACUCUGGCUGUCUUGGCUGCCAGUUGUCGAAGAUGAAGACGAAGCACCACACGUAUACGGAUACCUGUGUGACUUGAUAGAAGCGCAUCACGCAGUAGUCUUAGGAACAAAUAAUUCGCAUUUGCCGCGACUUAUAAGUUUCUUUGCCGAAGCACUGUUCAGAGAUGCUGUGCCUAGCGAUCAUCCCGUCAUGUCCAGAAUCCUUAGUAUUGUUAGAGAAAUACAGAACAACGAGACUAUAUUCCAGGCAACCAUAAUGCAGUUAACGACAGAUCAACAACAAGCUCUUCACGAGGCACUCAGCACCCUAAGUUGAAUUUUUAACAUCUUAACGUAAAAAAUAAAAUAAUACGUAUGUUAAUCUAUCUUCUGAGAAAUCUCUCCUUUGAAGAUUCUAGGUAGUUAGAUUAUACCUAUGAAACGUUCGCUGCAGCCUAGCUACACAUACACACUUGCAGAUCCAUACAUAUAUAUAUAUAUAAAUUUUA